This is a messenger RNA of Glarea lozoyensis ATCC 20868, 1563 nucleotides long. Its product is annotated as 2,3-Bisphosphoglycerate-independent phosphoglycerate mutase, substrate-binding. The transcript is spliced from 5 exons. Lineage: Eukaryota; Fungi; Ascomycota; Leotiomycetes; Helotiales; Helotiaceae. Gene Ontology annotation, biological process: glucose catabolic process. Bases 1 to 1563 code for a protein of 520 amino acids. The record is from RefSeq and is a predicted model, not a curated record. Gene Ontology annotation, molecular function: manganese ion binding. Gene Ontology annotation, cellular component: cytoplasm.
AUGACCGUGGAUAAUAAAGCCUGCUUAAUUGUUAUUGACGGUUGGGGAAUUCCGUCGGAGUCUUCUCCCAAAAAUGGCGACGCAAUUGCUGCCGCUGAAACACCGGUGAUGGAUGCUUUUGCCAAAAAUGCAGAUGGAUACACUGAGCUUGAAGCCUCCUCUCUUGCUGUUGGGUUACCAGAAGGUCUAAUGGGAAACUCUGAGGUUGGGCAUUUGAACAUUGGUGCCGGUAGAGUUGUUUGGCAAGAUGUUGUGCGCAUUGAUCAGACUAUCAAAAACAAUGAACUCAACAAGAAUGAGGUUAUCAUGAAGGUUUUCAACGAUGCUAAAUCCGGCAAUGGUCGUCUUCACUUGUGCGGACUGAUCUCUGAUGGUGGUGUGCAUGCCAAGCAAGAUCAUCUUUACGCACUUCUCAAGCUUGCCAAAGAAGUCGGAGUUCCAAAAGUAUUCAUUCACUUCUUUGGUGACGGGCGUGAUACCGACCCAAAAUCUGGUGCUGGGUAUAUGCAGGGCCUCCUUGACCAAAUAAAGCAGAUUGGCAUUGGUGAAAUCGCCUCUGUCACAGGGAGAUAUUAUGCUAUGGACCGUGACAAGCGAUGGGAACGAGUUGAAGUUGGUCUCAAUGCUUUGUGCAUUGGAGACGGCGAGGAGAGCAGUGACCCAGUAAAGACAAUUAAGGAGCGCUAUGAGAAGGGUGAGAACGAUGAGUUCUUGAAGCCAAUUAUCAUUGGUGGAAAGGAAGCCCGUAUCAGCGAGGGUGACCAAGUAUUCUUCUUCAACUAUCGAUCAGAUCGCGUGCGGGAAAUUACUCAAUUGCUCGGUGACGCUGAUCGCUCUCCUCUCGAGGACUUCGCCUACCCAAAGAACAUUACGCUCACUACUAUGACACAAUACAAGCUGGACUACCCAUUCCCAAUUGCUUUCAAGCCACAACACAUGGGUAAUGUUCUUGCUGAGACCUUGGGUGAACAAGGCGUUGAGCAAGUACACGUCGCUGAAACCGAGAAAUAUGCUCACGUAACCUUCUUUUUCAAUGGUGGUGUUGAGAAGUCUUUCCCUCUCGAGACUAGAGAUGAAUCUCAAGAUUUAGUACCAUCGAAUAAGAGCGUUGCGACAUACGAUCUAGCACCAGAAAUGAGUGCAAUGGGUGUUGCUAAGCAGGUCUCCAAGCGUAUCGCGGAGGGUAAAUUCCCUUUCGUCAUGAACAACUUUGCUCCUCCAGAUAUGGUUGGUCACACCGGUGUUUAUGAGGCUGCUAUUGUUGGUGUCGCCACCACCGAUAAGGGAAUUGGUGAGAUCUACGAGACUUGCAAGAAGGAGGGUUACUUGCUCUUUAUCACCUCAGAUCACGGAAAUGCCGAAGAAAUGAAAUUCGAGGAUGGAAAACCAAAGACCUCCCACACGACUAACAAAGUUCCAUUUGUCAUGGCUAAUGCACCAAAAGGCUGGUCAUUAAAGAAGACUGAUGGUGUCCUUGGUGAUGUCGCACCGACGAUUCUCGAGGCAAUGGGCCUUAAGCAACCAGAGGAGAUGACUGGAAAGAGUCUCCUGGUGAAAAGUUAG